CGGAAGAUGUGAAGGUGGCUAGUAUUCGAGACUGGCCACGACCUCAGACAAUCACUAAGGUCAGGUCAUUCUUAGGAAUGUGCGGCUACUAUAGAAACUUCGUUAAGAACUAUUCUACAGUCGCCUCUCCUUUGACUGAUGUAACUCGACUUGACACACCAUGGGACUGGAGUGAAGAGUGUGAGGGUGCUUUCAAGAGAUGGAAGCAUGCACUCAUGAAUCAUGAAGUUCUCAUGGUUCCCGAUCCGCAGAAGCCAUUCAUAGUGACCACUUACGCAAGCCAAUACGGCAUUGGCGCAGUGCCGGUUCAGCAGGAUGGGAAAAAGUUGAGACCGAUUGAGUACAUGAGUAAGAAGAUGCCAUCGAAGAAGUUGGCUAAGUCCACCUACGAAAGGGAACUCUAUGCUCUCUACAAGGCACUUGUCCACUGGAGACACUUCCUUUUGGGAAGGUUCUUCUAUCCGAGGACUGAUCAUCAGACCCUCAAAUGGAUCAAGACUCAACUGGCUCUUUCUGAUGCACUCAAGCGAUGGAUUGAGGUCAUAAACCAAUAUGACUUCAAGCUUGAGUACCUGAAAGGAGAGUACAACAAGGUUGCAGACGCGAUAUCCCUUAGAGCAGACUACCUAGGUGCGCUAGUUUUUAACUUUGGCGUAUCUAACGAAGUAACUCAAUCAUUGGUGGGAGCCUAUCAUGAAGACCCUGUCAUGAUGGACAUCAUCCGCAAACUUCAGGCAAAAGACAAGGCCACAGAAAGUGACUUUGUGAUGGUGGACAGGCUAAUCUAUCUUGAUAAGGCCGAAAUAAAGAGAUUGGUAGUUCCAUCUAGUGGACAGUUGCGUAGUUUAUUUUUAGGCGAAUGUCAUGACGCAACUGGGCACUUUGGCUACAAGAAGACGAGUGCUAACUUAGUACAACGAUUUUGGUGGCCUAGAAUGCUAGAUGACGCAAAGAAGUAUGUUGAGACCUGUCAGGUCUGUCAACGGGACAAGCCGCUAACUCAAGCACCGCUUGGGUUGUUGAAGCCUUUACCUAUUCCUGAUGGUCCAGGAUUGAGUGUUUCCAUGGAUUUCAUGGACACCCUAGUGACCAGCAAGAGUGGUAAGAGGCACAUUUUCGUCAUCAUUCACCGAUUCACCAAGUACGCUAGACUAGUGGCUAUGCGAGAGACCGCAAGAACUGACUAUGUCUUCAAGUUGUUCAAAGACAACUGGGUUAUCAUAAAUGCGCGUCAGAAUGCCGGUGAGAAAUCUGAGGUUGGGGGCAGCAUUACGAGGUAUGUUGCUCUCUUCCUUAUUUACCCUCUUCAUUACUUCUUACCGUUAAGAAAGGAGCAGGCGGCGAAGAUGAAGGAAUUGGAGGAGACGGAGAAGAAGAAGAAGGCUGCUGAAGAGGAAGCGGCAGCAGAAGCAGAAGAAGAGAGGAAACGCAGGGAAGAGAAAGGAGAGAGUACUGGCAUGGCGAAUGAGGACGCCACAAUGGAGAAGAAAAUCAGCGAGUGGGUUGCUAAUUUAUCUUUGGGAGAAGAUGAGGAGGCAGAGUUUUGUGUGCCCCAAGACGAGAGGGAUGCGUUAGCCAGUGAGCUAGCAGCGAUUAAGGACCCCCUGGAGAGGCAAGAAAUAGAGGAGGAGGAGAAGUUGGAAUGGAAGUUGAGGAUGAAGAGAGAGAAGAAGAGAAAGAGGGAGGAGGUUAACAGAUUGACCGCAGAAGUGGCGAAAGUGAGGGAUCGCAGACAGGAGGUACAAGCGCAGACACACAUGUCUGCCAAAAUGGAUAAGAUGUUGGGGUAUUUAAAAGUGUUGAGUGCAGCUUGGAUGGAGGAGCGCCAGGCUAGUUGGAGUCGAGAUGUAGCCCUGAGUGCCAUGAGGUCAGGCGCCAUAGAGGGUGCCAAAGCAGUAGCCGUUGUUGAGAGUGAGGCCAAGCAUCGUAAUGAGCCCGUAAAGCUCAAGUAUCCAGAUGCAUAUGGGCGAAAGAAGGAGGAGAACUUUGAUAACUGGGAGGUUAGUGUUAAUAGUUACGUGUACUUACAACACAUCCUGACUGAGGAGCAAGUCCUCGUCACCUUCCAGGCCCUUAAAGAUGAAGCGGCCAGUUUUGCCAGAUCACUUGCGCGCGCAGUCAAUUGUGAAAAUAACCUGGUUGCAUAUUCCAAAGUCACCCCCCUUCCUCAAUUCUUCAAACUCCUCAGGGAGAAAUUCGUUGACCCAAUGAGAGGCGUUAGAGCCUCUUACAAGCUAAAGACCACCCACUCACGACAGUGGACAAGUGCAAGAGCACUCCAUGGCGUCAUGGACGACUUGGUAGCCGUCCCAAACCAUGGAGUCACUGAGACCCAAUUGGUCCAGUUAUUUUAUCGUGCCAUGCUAGAGCCCCUGCGUGGGCACUUCUUUGACAAGUCUCAACAGGUCGGCAUCACGUAUGAUGUGUUGAGCAGAGAAGUCAUCUUGUUCGAGUCAAAGUCCAUGCCAGUGUCCACUUUAGGGCACAAGGACCUAGAUAAGGGGAAGAAGUGGAAAGGUUGUACCAUCUCAGGCCAAGUGAUGGCCAAGGAUCAUAUGAUCCUAACUUUAGAAGAAGGUGGUACAAACGAGGUCCCAUAUUGCCAGAUCGAGUGGGGUCUCGAGGAAGAGGACAGCAGUGUAGGGCAAGGGAGAUCCUAUGCGGCUAUCGCGGCUGGAGGGAGACCUCAAGGUGGAGGAGGAGGCCAGGGCCAAAGGGGCCAGGCCAUGGGAGGCCGAGGACUGGGCGCACAGGGGGUUGGCGGACAAGGGAACCGCCAAGUGGGAGGUAGGGGUCAAGGUCCCUCGCCAAAUCGUCAGGGUUCUUGUCGGUCCCCACCACGACGAGGUGGAAGGCCACCUCAAGGAGGAUGGCGCCCAGGCUUGCCACAAGGCAGGCCCUGGGAAGAUUUGGGCUUGGACCAGCGAAUAUGGCAGGAACGCGUAGGCUUGGACGUCAAGAAUAAGUUGUUGGAUGAGGCCAACAUCAACGUCCAUAACUUCGCUUCUUUCGACAAGAAAGCCUUAGACAUAGAGGCUAAGCUUGGGUCCGCUUAUCAGGGUGAAACAGAUGGUAGGAAGAAGAAACUUCCCCAAGACUGGAGGAGGAAUGGCAAUCUCAUGUUCAUCGACCAUGAUGGUCAGGCGACGGAGAUUGACGACUUCCCUGACUAUGGGGAAGACACAAAGCAGGAUGGGGCUAGUGAGACUUCGAACGAGGGAGUCGUAGCGCCCAUCAAGGAAAAGACUAGGGGGACUUGCAAGCAGAAGGCGGAGGAGGAGGAGAAGAAGAAGAAGAAGAAAAAGAAGAAGAAGAAGAAGAAGAUGGGCGGAAGAGGAGGAGGAGAGAAGAGGAAGGAGAAGGAAAUGAGGGACAGGCAGAGGAGAAAAGAAGAAGAAGAAGAAGAAGAAGAAUGGCGGCUAGGGUUAAGGCGGCCGUGGAGGGGAAUGGCGGCGUGGUAUGCUGUUAGGGUAUGGUUACAAGAAGAAGGAGAAGAAGAAGAAGAAGAAAAAGAUGGGCGGAAGAGGAGGAGGAGAGAAGAGGAAGGAGAAGAAGAUGAGGAGAGGCGGAGGAGAAAAGAAGAAGAAGAAGAAGAAGAAUGGGGGCUAGGGUUACGGCGGCGGUGGAGGUAAAUGUCGGCGCGGUAUGCCAAUAGGGUAU
This is a messenger RNA of Chara braunii, 3660 nucleotides long. The record is from the annotation of a GenBank genome assembly. NCBI's taxonomy places the organism in Eukaryota, Viridiplantae, Streptophyta, Charophyceae, Charales, Characeae.